Messenger RNA from Papaver somniferum (opium poppy), 3471 nucleotides. RefSeq lists its product as uncharacterized. The record is from RefSeq and is a predicted model, not a curated record. Bases 1 to 3471 code for a protein of 1156 amino acids. Gene Ontology annotation, biological process: DNA repair; telomere maintenance. Lineage: Eukaryota; Viridiplantae; Streptophyta; Magnoliopsida; Ranunculales; Papaveraceae. Gene Ontology annotation, molecular function: DNA helicase activity. The transcript has 10 exons.
AUGAAACUGCUUAGGAGGAGAAAAAGAAAAGCUGAACCAGAAAUUGAACCUUCUGAACCCAACAAAAGAAGAAAACCUUUUGUUUUCAAUUACAUGCUAAAUGACAAUGACAUGAAAGAAGCCGAAGCUGGCGAUUCUGAUUUGGACGCAGAAUUCCUAUAUACAAUGAUGGACCUGACAAAGCAUAAUAUCGGUGGUCUAACAGCUGUAUGCCGUCAUUGCCAAGCAAUUAUGUGGGAUGAAGAAAGAUGCAACAAAAGAGAUAAGAAAAGUUUACCUGAAUUCAACAUGUGUUGCAUGAAAGGAACUGUAAAAUUACCUCUCCUCAAAGAUACACCUGUGUUUCUUAAAAACCUAUUGCAAUAUACAAAUGGUGGAUCAAGACCAUCAAAAUUCCGAAAAAAUAUUAGAGCGUAUAAUUCCAUGUUUGCAUCUACCUCGAUUGGUGCCAAAAUAAAGAAUCAUCAGAACGAUGGUUCUGCUCCAUGGCUGUAUGUCUACGAUACUGAGAACGAAGUACAAAAUAGGAAGAAUGCUAUUUCCAAAAGAAAAGAAGAUAAGGAGAAAAAAGAUACCGAAGGCGAUCCUGAAAUGGAAAAAGUAGACAACUACGAGGUAGAAACCACAAACUCAUUGGACGACUCUAUUAUAAAAGGAUUGAUAAAAAUGUUUGACAACAACAACAUUCUUUGCAAAACAUUCAGAAUAUGGAGAGACAGGUAUAAAGAAGACCAACUAAGUAAGGUGGAGCUGCGUCUUAUUAGCAUUGGUAAAAGGAAUGCACAACAAUACAAUUUUCCAACUACUUCUGAAAUCGCUGGGCUUAUCGUUGAUAAGCCCGAGGGUGAUGGAACUAGAGAUAUAAUUGUAGAUGAGAAGAAAAGUGGCUUGAAAAAUAUAUCUGAGUUGCACCCCAGUUACAUGGAUUUACAAUAUCCACUUUUGUUUCUUUAUGGUGAGGAUAGUUUUCAUACUGAGAUUCCAUAUGACAAAGACAAUACCAGUGUAAGAGACGAUGAAUUGGGUUUUGAGAAAAAAAGAAAAAAUAUAACUAUGAGAGAAUUGAAGUGGGUUAGAGGCCAUCAAGAAGAAAUACGCGCUGACGUAUUUCAAGGUAUAAAAGAAGCAGUUGCAGCAGGAGACACUGAACCAGGUACUGCAGGUAGAAUAAUUUUACCAUCUACCUUUACUGGUGGACCGAGACAAUUAGGACCACCAGACUUAUUUAUUAAAUUCACAUGUAAUCCAAAAUGGUUUGAAAUCACAGAAGCUCUAAAGAAAAUUCCUGGACAACAACCAAUUGAUAGACCAGAUAUAGUUAGUCGCGUAUUUCAUAUAAAACUGAAAGCACUAAUGUCUGACCUUGAAGGAAGCAGACACUUUGGAGAAGUACAAGGAGCAAUAUACACUGUCGAAUUUCAAAAAAGAGGAUUGCCGCAUGCACAUAUAUUACUGUGGCUUAAACCCGAAGAUAAGCCAAAGACUGCAACACAUGUUGAUUCAAUAAUUCAAGAUGAAUUCCCAGACCCAGAGAAAGAUAGAGUUGGAUAUGAUGCAGUCUGUCAAUAUAUGUUACAUGGUCCAUGUGGGGCUGUCAAACCUAAUUCUCCUUGCAUGCAUCACAAAAAAUGUUCAAAGAAAUAUCCUAAAAAGUUCUGCGACAAGAAAAGUGUUGAUGAAAAGGGGUAUCCAGUAUAUAGGCGUCAACAAAUGAAUUGUGGAUUUGAAAAGGAAGGAAGUGACCGAGUAACCGCCAUUCUGGAAACACCUGCAACAAAGAAAAAAACUUCAAACGAUAGUGAUAUCAGUGAUCCAAAAGAAAGUACAUCAAACGUCAGUGAUACUGUUGCACCAAAUAAUAAUCCAAAACCGAAAUUUGAUGAGAUUAAGAAAUAUCUUGACUGUCGUUAUCUAUCUGCCUCAGAAGCGUUCUGGAGAACAUUGAACUUUGAAAUUCAUUAUCGUCGUCCAAGCGUAGAAAGAUUACCAUUUCAUCUUGAAGGAGAGCAGUUGAUUUAUCAUAAAGAUACUGAAGACUUGAGAGAUGUUUUGGAAAGAACCGAUCCAGAUGCAACAAAAUUCCUUCGUUGGAUGAAAGCUAAUAGAGAACACGUAAAAGCAAGGAACCUAACAUAUGCAUACUUUCCUUCGAAAUGGACAUGGGAUACAGAGUCUAAAGAAUGGAAACCAAGAAAGAGGGGCUUCAACAAAAUAGGACGCAUCUACUAUGUCCACCCCACUGCAGGAGAGAAAUAUUAUUUGCGUAUUUUAUUGAAUGUGCAAAGAGGUUGUCAUAGCUACGACGAUAUUAAAACAGUAGACUGUGUAACUCAUCUGACAUUCAAAGCAGCAUGCUUAGCCCUAGGUUUGUUAGAAGAUGAUGGGGAAUGGGACCAUGCUAUAAAGGAAGCAGCAACGAUAUAUAUUAAUGGAAAAAUAUUGCGAGAACUUUUCGUUACACUUUUGUUGAAUUGCAAAGUCACUGAACCUAAAAAACUAUGGAGUGAAAACUGGAAACUUUUGGCAGAUGGCAUUGAACACGAACACCAAAAACUUUAUGGGAAUGAGAAUUUAACUUACGAUGAUGAUGAUUUGAAGAACUAUCCUCUUCAAGAAAUCGAGUUAAUAAUGUGGAAACGUGGUAGGACUUUGAAAGAAGAUGAAUUUUCAGAGAUUCCGUACCCAGACAUGUCAGGAAUUGAUGUUCCUAGGAACCACUUACUUGCAGAAGAAACAAGCUAUAACAGGAUUAAUCUACUUGCCGAGGCAGAGAGUUUAAAAAAAGAGUUAAACAUAAAACAGAAAAUAGUGUUUCACAGUGUCAUAGAUUCAGUUGAGAAGAAAGAUGGUGGUUUUUUUUUGUGUGUGGAAGUGGUGGAACAGGGUAAAAAUUUUUUGGCGGUUGCUUCUUCGGGUAUAGCGUCCUUACUAUUACCAGGCGUCCGUACAGCUCAUUCGAUAUUCAAAAUCCCAUUGAGGCUUAAUGAACAAUCAUGCUGCAAUAUUUUUAAGAAAACAAAUGAAGCCGAUUUAUUAUGCAGGGCCGACUUAAUUAUCUGGGACGAAGCACCAAUGAUGCACCGAAAUGGACUUGAAGCUGUCCAGCGAACCCUAGCUGAUUUAAUGAUGGAAAAAAAUGGAGGAAAGGAAUUGUUUGGUAGAAAAACAUUGGUUCUUGGUGGUGAUUUCAGGAAAAUUUUAUCGGUAAUUGAGGAAGGGUCGAGAGAGGAAAUAGUUAAUGCUUCUAUAAGCAGGUCAAAACUAUGGAAACAUUUUAAAGUCUUUGAAUUAACAAAUAAUAUGCGUCUGCUGACCGGAGAUACGUCUGUUGAAAAAAGAGAAGAAGUUGAAGAAUUUUCAAAAUGGGUUCUUUAUGUGGGUAAUGGUAAGUUACCAACAAUCAGUUUGGAUGGAUCGAAAGAUACAUAUUGGGUGGAAAUACCUUCAGGUUUACUAAUACAGUGUCAAUAA